AUGUUUUCUAAUUAUCUUGUGAGCAAAAGUGAAUCACGUCGGCCGUCGUUCUCAAAAGAGAAUUUUGUAACGAGUUCAUGCCUUGCUUCCCGUACUGUACCCCAUAUUUCUGAAGAACAGUGCAUCCAUUCUACUCCUGCUCAUGUCGCUUUUUGGGAUACUCGAGCCAGCAACAUCGUUUUCAAACUUCCUGGUGUACAUGUUUCUACACUCCCUGCUCCAGACUAUCCAGUUCACGUACCUACUCCAAACUCUUUACCUAUGAGUGAUACACCUGUUCCUGUUGACCAUGCUGACCCUGGUGCUCUUGGUGCCGUGAAUAUAACCGCGUUAAUUGUCGCCUUCACUACUGCUCUUCAUAGCUCGCAGCUACCUUCUUCUGCUGGCGCCCCAGCCCCUGCGCACGCCAAUAUCUCUCUAUCUCUAUCUGUCCAUAUAGAGCGCCCAAUUUUUAUCGUGGUACUCGUUCUUUCAACGAUAUUUAUGACUGGGUCCGUUAUGUAG
Messenger RNA from Phycomyces blakesleeanus NRRL 1555(-), 504 nucleotides. RefSeq lists its product as hypothetical. The coding region runs from base 1 to 504 and encodes 167 amino acids. The transcript has 2 exons. The record is from RefSeq and is a predicted model, not a curated record. NCBI's taxonomy places the organism in Eukaryota, Fungi, Mucoromycota, Mucoromycetes, Mucorales, Phycomycetaceae.